AUGCCUGGCGACAGAGAGGACGAGAUUUGUCAAAAAGCACUAGAACUACUGUCUGAUCUGUGCUCUAAGGGGGAAGUACAGAACGAGAACUGUCUGGAUUUCAUUUACCAUUUCCGGGACCUCGCCAGACCACGCUACACAGACUCAGAUGUGUCGGUGAGCCUGCUGUCCCUGGUGGUGACAGCCUGUGGCCUGGCCCUGUUCGGGGUCUCAAUCUUCGUCUCCUGGAAGCUCUGCUGGAUCCCAUGGAGGGAGCGUGGCCUCUCCCCCAGCAUCAAGGAGCCCACCCAUGGGCACCACGAUUCCCCCAUGGCACCUUUGCAACCCUACGUCCCAGCCAGGGAGCCAGUCUAUACGGCCGUCGACCCCCCCGUCCCUGCCCUCGACCGCCCGGCAAUCAUCCCCAUCCCAGAGGCAGCCAUGAAGAUUAGCCACACGUCUCCAGACAUCCCCCUGGAGUCCCAGAGUAAAGGCCGCGAGAACGGGGUCCACACCAACCCUCGUACGCAGAGGCAGACCACUGAGCCUUCACCCUCCGUCCGGUCUGACUCUAUCCGUAGAUUAUCCGUAAACAGGUCCAACCCGGACUUUAACGUGGCCCAGUUCCAGAGACAGGACUCUCUGACUGGGAUGGGCCUGGGUCUGGGCCGUCUCAAACCAGAGCUUUACAAGCAGCGCUCCCUGGAAGGGGAUGAGGGGGGCCGGCGGGGCGGAGGCUGUGGACGCCUACACUUCAUUCUCAAGUUCGACUGUGACCUGGAGCAACUAAUCGUCAAGAUCCACAAGGCGCAGGAUCUCCCCGCCAAGGACUUAUUGGGGACCUCGGACCCAUACGUCAAGAUCUACCUACUACCGGACCGGCAGACCAAGCACCAGACCAAGGUUCACCGCAAGACGCUCAACCCUGUGUUCGAUGAGGUAUUCCUGUUCCCCGUGGAGUACGCUGAGCUGCCGAUGCGCAAGCUGCACUUCAGUGUCUACGACUUUGAUCGCUUCUCGCGCCACGAUAUCAUCGGCCAGGUGGUGGUGGACAACUUCCUGGAUCUGGUGGACUUCCCUGCAGAGACAAAGCUUUGCCGGGACAUCCAGUACGUCUCCACGGAUAAUGUGGAUCUGGGAGACCUGAUGUUCUCUCUGUGCUACCUGCCCACCGCCGGCAGACUGACCAUCACCAUGAUCAAGGCCAGGAACCUUAAGGCCAUGGACAUCACUGGGGCAUCAGACCCGUAUGUGAAGGUCUCUCUAAUGUGUGACGGUCGGAGAUUAAAGAAGAGGAAGACCUCCACUAAGAGGAACACUCUGAACCCUGUCUACAAUGAAGCCAUAGUCUUUGAUGUCCCCCCAGAGAAUAUUGACCAGAUCGGCCUUAUGAUCGCCGUCAUGGACUAUGACCGUGUAGGCCAUAAUGAGGUCAUCGGGGUGUGUAAAGUGGGCAACGAUGCAGAGCACCUGGGCCGAGACCACUGGAGCGAAAUGCUGUCGUACCCACGAAAACCCAUCGCCCACUGGCACCCGCUCAUAGAGUACCAAGGCACCACAGGCGGGAGCCAGGCAGGGUCCUGUAAUUCCCUGAAGACUCCUCCGUCUCCAUAA
Molecule: messenger RNA, 1593 nt
Organism: Salvelinus namaycush (lake trout)
Lineage: Eukaryota; Metazoa; Chordata; Actinopteri; Salmoniformes; Salmonidae
Product: synaptotagmin-9-like
Exons: 8
Coding region: 1-1593 (530 amino acids)
Biological process (GO): regulation of calcium ion-dependent exocytosis; regulation of dopamine secretion; cellular response to calcium ion
Cellular component (GO): dense core granule; membrane
Molecular function (GO): clathrin binding; phosphatidylserine binding; SNARE binding
Source: RefSeq, a predicted model, not a curated record